This is a messenger RNA of Mercurialis annua (annual mercury), 1719 nucleotides long. RefSeq lists its product as uncharacterized. Bases 1 to 1719 code for a protein of 572 amino acids. Lineage: Eukaryota; Viridiplantae; Streptophyta; Magnoliopsida; Malpighiales; Euphorbiaceae. The record is from RefSeq and is a predicted model, not a curated record. The transcript has a single exon.
AUGGCGAACUUUGCAAAUAGACCAGAAGAAAAUCUUUCUAGUCCUUUCUUUCUUCAUCCAAAUGAGAAUCCCUCUCUCAUUCUGGUUUCAAACGUACUUAAUGAAGGCAAUUACCAUUCGUGGUACAGAUCUAUGAAAAUGACGCUAAUCUCCAAGAAAAAAUAUAAAUUUGUUGAUGGAUCAAUAAUCACACCUGCUGUAACUGAACAGAUUUACCCUGCGUGGGAGAGAUGUAACACAAUGGUCAUGUCAUGGCUUUACAGGUCAGUUUCACCUACUAUAUCACAGAGUAUUUCAUGUAUGAACACUGUUAUGGAUAUAUGGAAUGAUCAUAAGGAACGUUUUUCUCAAGGAGAUGCUUUUAGAAUUGGACAUAUACAGGAAGAAAUCUAUGCUUUUCACCAAAAUUCAUUAUCUGUUACUGAAUACUUCACUCACCUGAAAACUCUUUGGGAUGAGUUGAUGAGCUUAAACCCUUUACCUGUUUGUAUGUGCAUUCCUAAGUGUGGAUGCAAUGCUUUUGAUUUGAUUCGUAAGCGCCAAUCAAAUGAUCAAGUGAUUAAAUUUUCGAAAGGAUUAAAUGAACAGUUUGGGAAUGUGAGACAUCAGAUUUUGAUGACAGAACCUUUGCCUGCUAUGAAUAAAGUUUUUUCAAUGGUAAUGCAAAGUGAAAGACAGAAUAUCAUUUUUUCAAAUAUGAAAAAUGGAAUUGAUUUAAACAUCAUGAUGACAAGAAGUUCUGGCCCUGCUCAGUUUGCUACUGAGAAUUAUGAAUCAAACAUCUGUUAUGCUAGAGGAAGAGGAACAAAUAACUAUUCUAGAGGAAGUUAUAACAGAUUUAGUGGAUACAAUUCACAAGUGAAUAAGUCAAAAACUUGCUCUCAUUGUGGCUACUUUGGUCACACAGUGGAUAUAUGCUAUAAAAAGCAUGGGUACCCACCUGGAUACCAACCUAAAUAUAGAGCUGAGUCCUCCUUUGCCAAUCAAGUGGAAUAUGCAGGAAACCCUUUUGAGAAUGAUGGCAAUGUUGACUAUAAUGGCUACAAAGAAGAGUUGAAUCAAAAUUACAAGACUGGCAACACAGAAUCUAUUCCACCCCCUGGUGCACCUUUUCCUUUUUCUCAGGAACAAUGCCAAAGGUUAAUGGCUCUUCUCCAGGCUGAUGAAAAUAAAGUUGCUAGUACUAGCUCAGGAAGUAUUUCAAAUGUCAACUCUCUUUCUGCAAACUUCCAUGCUAUAGCUGAGGAUCAAGGUACACUACCUAAAUGUCUUUUUAAUGCCAUAUCUUUUAAAAAUACAUGGAUUCUGGACACAGGGGCUACAUACCAUAUAGUUUGCAAUUCAUCCUUCCUGCAUUCUUCCACUGCUGUUGACAAUGUUCAUGUUAAGCUGCCAAAUGGACAUUUAGUUCCUGUAUCACAUAUAGGGACCAUCCAGUUGACAGACAGACUAAUUUUGCAUAAUGUUCUUCUUGUCCCUGAUUUUACAUUCAACUUGAUUUCAGCAAGCAAGUUGACAGAUGAUCAAAACAUUUGCUUAAUUCUAUACCAUGAUUCUUGUUUCAUUCAGGAGAUGCAUACAUGGAGAAUGAUUGGCUUAGCUAAAAAACAGGAAGGGCUUUACAUUCUAGUUCAAGAGACUGCUUCUGUCUUGCAGUGUAAUAAAGAGUCUCAGAAAACAGAAAAAAAGCAACAACAGAUAUUUGGCACUAUAGAUUAG